Microcebus murinus (gray mouse lemur) is the source of this 10625-nucleotide messenger RNA. Lineage: Eukaryota; Metazoa; Chordata; Mammalia; Primates; Cheirogaleidae. The record is from RefSeq and is a predicted model, not a curated record.
GUCGGCCGUGCGGGGUCCCGGCGUCGGCGGCGCGCGCGCUCCCUCCUCUCAGAGAGAGGGCUGUGGUAAAAGCUGUCCGGAAAAUGGCCGCCGCCGCCGCCGCCGCCGCCGCGCCGAGCGGAGGAGGAGGAGGAGGCGAGGAAGAGAGACUGCUCCAUAAAAAUACAGACUCACCAGUUCCUGCUUUGAUGUGACAUGUGACUCCCCAGAAUACACCUUGCUUCUGUAGACCAGCUCCAACAGGAUUCCAUGGUAGCUGGGAUGUUAGGGCUCAGGGAAGAAAAGUCAGAAGACCAGGACCUCCAGGGCCUCAAGGACAAACCUCUAAAGUUUAAAAAGGUGAAGAAAGAUAAGAAAGAAGACAAAGAGGGCAAGCAUGAGCCUCUGCAGCCAUCAGCCCACCAUUCUGCUGAGCCAGCAGAGGCAGGCAAAGCAGAGACAUCAGAAGGGUCAGGUUCUGCCCCAGCCGUGCCAGAAGCUUCUGCCUCCCCCAAACAGCGGCGCUCCAUCAUUCGCGACCGGGGACCCAUGUAUGACGACCCCACCCUGCCUGAAGGUUGGACACGAAAACUUAAGCAAAGGAAAUCUGGCCGCUCCGCUGGGAAGUAUGAUGUAUAUUUGAUCAAUCCCCAGGGAAAAGCCUUUCGCUCUAAAGUGGAGUUGAUUGCGUACUUCGAAAAGGUAGGCGACACAUCCCUGGACCCUAAUGAUUUUGACUUCACGGUAACUGGGAGAGGGAGCCCCUCCCGGCGAGAGCAGAAACCACCUAAGAAGCCCAAAUCUCCCAAAGCUCCAGGAACUGGCAGAGGUCGGGGACGCCCCAAAGGGAGUGGCACCACGAGACCCAAGGCGGCAGCGUCAGAGGGUGUACAGGUGAAAAGGGUCCUAGAGAAAAGUCCUGGGAAGCUCCUUGUCAAGAUGCCUUUUCAAGCUUCACCAGGGGGCAAGCCUGAGGGUGGUGGGGCUACCACGUCUGCCCAGGUCAUGGUGAUCAAACGCCCUGGCAGGAAGCGAAAAGCUGAGGCUGACCCCCAGGCCAUUCCCAAGAAACGGGGCCGAAAGCCAGGGAGUGUGGUGGCAGCUGCUGCUGCCGAGGCCAAGAAGAAAGCAGUGAAGGAGUCUUCCAUCCGGUCCGUGCAGGAGACCGUACUCCCCAUCAAGAAGCGCAAGACCCGGGAGACAGUUAGCAUCGAAGUCAAGGAAGUAGUGAAGCCCCUGCUGGUGUCCACUCUUGGUGAGAAGAGCGGGAAGGGACUGAAGACUUGCAAGAGCCCUGGGCGAAAAAGCAAGGAGAGCAGCCCCAAGGGGCGUAGCAGCAGCAGUGCCUCCUCGCCCCCCAAGAAGGAGCACCACCAUCAUCACCACCACUCAGAGUCCCCAAAGGCCCCUGCGCCGCUGCUCCCGCCCCUGCCUCCACCCCCACCUGAGCCUGAGAGCUCCGAGGACCCCACCAGCCCCCCUGAGCCCCAGGACUUGAGCAGCAGCGUCUGCAAAGAGGAGAAGAUGCCCAGAGGAGGCUCACUGGAGAGCGACGGCUGCCCCAAGGAGCCAACUAAGACUCAGCCCGCGGUCGCUACUGCCGCCACGGCCGCAGAAAAGUACAAACACCGAGGGGAGGGAGAGCGCAAAGACAUUGUUUCAUCCUCCAUGCCAAGGCCAAACAGAGAGGAGCCUGUGGACAGCCGGACGCCCGUGACCGAGAGAGUUAGCUGACUUUACACAGAGCGGAUUGCAAAGCAAACCAACAAGAAUAAAGGCAGCUGUUGUCUCUUCUCCUUAUGGGUAGGGCUCUGACAAAGCUUCCCGAUUAACUGAAAUAAAAAAUAUUUUUUUUUCUUUCAGUAAACUUAGAGUUUCGUGGCUUCAGGGUGGGAGUAGCUGGAGCUUUGGGGAUGUUUUUCUUACCGACAAGCACAGUCAGGUUGAAGACCUAACCAGGGCCAGAAGUAGCUUUGCACUUUUCUAAACUAGGCUCCUUCAACAAGGCUUGCUGCAGAUACUACUGACCAGACAAGCUGUUGACCAGGCACCUCCCCUCCCACCCAGACCUUUCCCCCAUGUGGUCAUUAGGGACAGAGAGCAGUUGAGAGGACACUCCCAUUUUUGGUACCAUUGGUGCCCUGCCUAUAGCUCCCCCAGCUCCCCUCACCUCCCCCACUCCCAACCACAUUGGGACAGGGAGGUGUGAGGCAGGAGAGACGGUUGGAUACUUUAGAGACAAUGUCAAAGAUGGCCAGUGGCUAUGGCCAAUGUGAUCCCACCCGUGAUAGCACGAGUCUGGCCCCAUACCAGCCCCAAUCCAAAACUGACAAGGACAUUUCACAGGACAGGAAAGUGGCACCUGUCUGCUCCAGUUCUGGCAUGGCUAGGAGGGAGUCAUCCCUUGACCUGCUCGGGGUAUACUGGCCUGAGCCACAGGAGAGGAUGGCCCAGGUUGAGGUGGCAUCACCCAUUCUCAAAGGAUGUCCUCCAGUGGGUGUCGCUAGAGAGGCCAUGGAGGCAGCAGGACAAGGCAUAGACAAGCUGGCUAAGGGUUGGGGCCCAGCCAAGCUCUGUGGGGCAGGAGGGAUUCCUAAUCUCUCAAAGCAGUCUGUGACUGGUAGUUAGGGACUUAGUGGACAGGGCAGGGGACAAAGGGGGAGGAGAGGAAAAUGUUCUUCCAAUUACUUUCCAAUUCUCCUUUAGGGACAGCUUAGAAUUAUUUGCACUAUUGAGUCUUCAUGUUCCCACUUCAAAACAAACAGAUGCUCUGAGAGCAAACUGGCUUGAAUUGGUGACACUUUGUCCCUCAAGCCACCAGACGUGACAGUGUUCAGAACUACCUGGAUCUGUAUAUACCUGUGCUUGUUUUAAAGUGGGCUCAGCACAUAGGGUUCCCACGAAGCUCCGAAACUCUAAGUGUUUGCUGCAAUUUUAUAAGGACUUCCUGAUUGGUUUCUCUCCUCCCCUUCCAUCUCUGCCUUUCUUUCAUUUCAUCCUUUCCUUUCUUCCCCUUCUUCCCAGUUCAUCUUUUCUGUUCCAGGCAGCCGCAGUGCCCAACCAUACACCAAACUGGCAAUUGUCAGCUCCAGCCCCUAGAACUCUCCCUGCCCUUUGCUAUCCUGCUGCCAGUACCAGCCCCAUCCUGUUCUGAGCCCUGAGGAAGCCUUGGGCUCUGCUGAGUCCAGCCUGGCCUCUCUGUGAAGAGCAAGAGAACAACAAGGUCUUGCUUUCCUACGUAGCCCCCUCUUCCCUGGUAAGAAAAAAGCAAAAGGCUUUCAGACCCUGAACAAUGAGCCUUUUCACUCUUCUACUCUAGAGAAGUGGGCUGGAGAAGCUGGGCCAGAUUUGGUAGCUGAGGAAAGCAUAGAGGCCCCAGUGGCCUGCCAGAGUCAUCAAGUGGCCCAGCAGGGACUCCCUGCCACCUUCACAAUGGCCUCACUCAGAGUCUAGCAUAGUGCAGCAGGACCUAUGGACCCCAGAACCCAAGCCAGGACCAGCCCCUGGGCCCCAAGCCCCUCCUCUGCUCCUUUUCUAAUGGAAAUGUUUUGCUUUUACUCACUGGAGACUGGGUGGGGCCAGAAAACCAGGCACUUCAAUAUCUGCUCCAUGGGUGUGGUAUGGAGUUUAGAGGGUUGGGCUUGCUGUGGGUUUUUAACUGAUCAAUUUUCAUUUGGGAUCCCAUCUUUUUAACCUCUGUUCAGGAAGUCCUUAUCUAGCUGCAUAUCUUCAUCAUAUUGGUAUAUCCUUUUCUGUGUUUACAGAGAUGUCUCUUAUAUCUAAAUCUGUCCAACUGAGAAGUACCUUAACAAAGUAGCAAAUGAGACAGCAGUCUUAUGCUUCCAGAAACACCCACAGGCAUGUCCCAUGUGAGCUGCUGCCAUGAAUUGUCAAGUGCGUGUUGUCUUGUGUAUUUCAGUUGUUGUCCCCUGGCUUCCUUACUAUGGUGUAAUCAUGAAGGAGUGAAACAUCAUAGAAACUGUCUAGCACUUCCUUGCCAGUCUUUAGUGAUCAGGAACCAUAGUUGACAGUUCCAAUCAGUAGCUUAAGAAAAAAACGUGUUUGUCUCCUCUGGAAUGGUUAGAAGUGAGGGAGUUUGCCCCAUUCUGUUUGUAGAGUCUCAUAGUUAGACUUUCUAGCAUAUAUGUAUCCAUUUCCUUAUGCUGUAAAAGCAAGUCCUGCAACCAAACUCCCAUCAGCCCGAUCCUUGAGCCCUUCUACCCACUCUGCUGUUGACCUCCCAGCUUCCCAGGAAGGGAAGGUAGGUCAGAGGAGCAGGCGAGUCCUUUGGAACUCCUCUUCCUCCAAGGACAAAAGGCUCCUGUCCCCACAGUGGCCUCGCACUCCCAGCACCCCCAAAGGAUACCUAUCAUGCAAGUGUAGCAUCCAGCCAGGUUGUCACUGAGAAGAUGUUUGUUUUGGUCAGUCGGGUUUUUAUGCAUUAUAUUUAGUCCAGUGAAAUGUGGCUCCUGGACCUGCUGUCAGGAGCUGGCUUCUUUAUCAGCUGAGUAUGAUCUGGUCCUGGUAAGAGGAGUGCAGGGGCCCACCAGGCUCCCCUCUCACCCAUGACAGUCCAUUCAAGGGCUGAUUGGGCAUUUGUGGUUGGGAACACAGCAUUUGAAAUGUCAUUUUCUUUCGAUUGGGCCCCACCUGCAGCUCCCUCAUUCCCCGCUGCCUUUUCCUUAGAGUUCCUUCCAAAGUUGCAGGUGGUGCCUGAGGCUCCUUUGGGUCUUCUCUCUUUCCCCUACUUCCUUCCCCACUCCCUCUUCUCCAAAUAAAGACAGCACAGUUUAUCACCCUGGUAGGCAGGGGCCCUACAUGUCCCAUGCUGUCCCUGACUCGGGGUUAGGUUGACAGGAGGUUAAAGGGAAAGCCUUAAGCCACAGGAUUCUCACCAGCUGUGUUGGGCCCAGUUGUGGGGUAUGACCUCAAUUUUGUCUGUACUUGAACACUGAAGAUGGGGAGGCAUUUUUCAGUGAAGUUGUGAAGAAUGCAGGAAUGAAUUGACCAACAGCUUUCAAAUACCCAUGGGCUAGGUCAUUAAGGUCACAUCCACAGUCUCCCUCACCCUUGUUCUAGUUGUUAGUUACUACCUCCUCUCCUGACAGAAGACUGUAUGUUCUCAAGCUCCUCCCAGGUAUGCACAUCCCGGCCCUACCCUGCCUGUUGGUGGGCUUGUCAUAACCAGUGGAAUUGCCGGCCUUGACAAUGCAAUGAGCUGGGGACCCUUGACCACAGCCAGGCUCUAGUACAGCUCCCUUCUGAUGCUGUAUUGCCCUAUCAAAAGGCACAGGGGACACCUAAAAAUGCCGCAUCCCCCAGUCCAUCAGUGCCAAACUAGCCAGGUGCCCCAGCCUCUCAGCUCACUGGAUGGUAAGAGCCCAAUACAGUCUGUUUGGUGGCAUCAUUCCUGGCCAGAGGCCACCAACAGUGGAAAUGGGAACUGGAACAGCCCCAGAUUUUCACCUGCUUCUCUGCCCAGCUUGUCAUUGCUGUGACAGAGAUCAUGAAAGAAGGUAAUAACCAGAAACAAACUGCAAAGUUUGAUGGGGAAGGGAGUUUCCUUCGCUGACAGGAUCUCUAAAUUUUCAACAACCUUUAGUAAGUAGCUCAAAUCCAAGAGAGAGCAAAAGGAUAUGAACUGAAUCCACCAAGUAGGAUCAGCUGGAUUUUGUUUAGCCCAAGUGGAGCCUGACAGCUAGAGCUCUGUAUCCCCUCUCUAACCACAGCUCCCUUUCCAGACCAUUCCAGCCAGGCUCUCUGGGCUGACUGGGCUAGGGGAGGUCACAGGCACCAGUCCUUUGAGAAGACCUUUGUGCAUCAAUUCUAGGCUGUGUGGUUGCCCAAAAUUGAUUUUCUGAUUCAAGUUCACACCUUACAGAUCCUAGGACCAAUGGCCUAGACUUCAGGGAAUAAGCUGUUUCUAGAGCCCUUGGGGAGGAUCACAUAGCAAGUCCCCCACGUUCUUGCCAUGGAACGGGCCUAGAGCACCUGCCAUGGCACAGAAGAAGCAGCAUCCCAUGUCUAGGGCAGAGGCCUCUGCUCUCUCCAUGCCCUCUUCCUGCUCUGCCUCUCUGCUGUCUGCAUCAGUGAACUAGCUCCACUCUGAAGGGAUUUGUUGAUUCUCUCCAUUUUUGUGUCUUUCUCUUUUAGAUACUGUAUCAGUCUAUAAAAGGCAUACAUAGUCUAAUAAUUGUUAUAAAUCGCUAGGAUACUGCCUCUCCCAGGGUCUAAAAUUUCAUACUAAAGGGGGAAAACUGAACACUGAAACUAGUUCUCAACAAUUUAGAAGGAAAACCUAGAAAACAUUUGGCAGAAAAUUACAUUUUGAUGUUUCCAAAUGAAUAAGAGCAAGCUUUUGCAAAAAUGCUAAUCUAAAAAUACUUAGUGCUUGGCCUGAGAUGUUUGGUGAGCGUUACACAGGCAAAGGCAAAUCUAGCCUGAAGCCUCCUGUAUCUGAGGAGGUGGAACCAGGAGCCUCCUGAGACUUUGGGACAUUUUGUCGUUGGAGAGCCAGUCUCUCCCUGGGUAACAGUCCCUGAAGACACAGCUUCUGACCCUGUCCUGUGUGGGUAGUAUGAAGGUUAGCCUGGUCCCAAAACUGCAAGAGCCCAGCUCUUGGUAUGGAAAGCGAAGUGUUCACCAGUGACCUGGAAGGCCCAGCACCACCCUACUUCCUGCUCUCUUCUCAUCUUGACAGCCUGCCCCCGCACCGAUUUGUCAGGAAAACACCCAGGAAACUAGGAAGACAACUCUGCCUGUGGUGUGCCCUGCCCUUCCUCUGGGGCUGCCCCUUGCACAUUCCUUCUGUUCUGCUCUCCUUGGGUCUUGGGCCUCGUGGAAGUGGCUGUGUGGCGCACACCCUAGCACUCCCCUCUCCAGUGGCUCCUCACCCCAAGCCUCUCACUGCCUCCCCAACCACCCUGCCUGCCCUGUCAGGAGGCAGAAGGAGGGCAGGUAUGAGGGCGGUGCAGGGAGGGAGGACACCCCCCACCAACUUUGCACCAGCAGAGCCCAGACCCUCACAGAAGGAAAUUCCACCUUUGAAUUGAAGAGCAUUUGGGAAACUUGCAAAUCACUUUGCUCCCCAGCUGCCCCUUCUGCCUUACCUUUCAUCAGGUCCUGCUCAGCAGCAAGAGCUCCUGCCCACUGAUAGUCCCUCUCUGCAGUGUCUGUGUGUCAAGUGGCAAAGCUGUGCUUUCUGGUAACCCUGAUUAUACCCAGUAACUUACAGACUGUACGCAUAGGCCUUUGUCUCCUCUAUCCCAGGCUUUUAUUUUGUUUUUUAGUUUUGCUUUUAAUUUUUCUGUCCCUUUUAUUUAAUGCACCGACUAGACACACAAAGCAGUUAAAUUUUUAUAUAUAUAUAUAUCUGUAUAUUGCACAAUUAUAAACUCAUUUGCUUGUGGCUCCACACACACAAAAAAGACCUGUUAAAAUUAUACCUGUUGCUUAAUUACAAUAUUUCUGAUAAUCAUAGCAUAGGACAAGGGAAAAAUAAAAAAGAAAAAAAAGAAAAAAAAAGACAAAUCUGUCUGCUGGUCACUUCUUCUGUCCAAGCAGAUCCGUGGUCUUUCCUCACUUCUUUCAAGGGCUUCCCUGUGCCAAGUGAAUGAGGCUCCAGGCAGCAUCCAGGUUUUGCACUCUGUUUCUCCUGUGCUUGUGAAAGAGGUCCCAAGAUUUGGGGUGCAGUACAGUUCACCUCCGUGGGUAGCUUCAAGAGCACUCCCUUGACCCACUGAAAUCCAGAAUGUAGUCAGCACAGCCUGGUCCCCUUCCACCUCUGGGAGGGGGGAGCUGGAGUCCACUGGGGUGGCCUGACUCCCCCCAAUCCCCUUUCAGUGACCCGGUCAGGGUGAGCCCAUAUGGAGAAGUCGGCUAGCAGGCCUCUCCGCCAGUAGGGCUUGAAGCAGGGGUUGGAGUGGACACGGCAGGCCUGUCCUGUCUCUGAACCUGUGAGCUGUACCAGGUAGAACACCAGGUCGGACUCUCGUGCACCAGUCCAGUGGGUCCCUCCAGGAAGUAGUGAAGACUCCAGAAAUAUCCCUCCUUCUCCCUCAUCCUAUGAGUAAUUGCAUUUGCUUUUGUAAUUCUUAAUGAGCAAUAUCUGCUGGAGAGUUUAGCUGUAACAGUUCUUUUUGAUCUUUUUUUAAGUAAUUAAAAACACCAAAAAAAAUCCAAAAACCUGUUCUUCCAAAGCAGAGAGCAUUAUAAUCACCAGGGCCAAAAGCUUCCCUCCCUGCAUUAUUGCUUCUCCUGAGGCCUGAAUCCAAAUGAGAAGCGGUAGAGUGGCCAGGCUACCCUCAGGCCUCUUGGAGGACCAAGCCUGGGGCAACCUCUGGGCUGGGGCCUCCUCCAUCAUGCCUUCAGUAUUAGCCAUGGGUCUCGAUGUUCUUUCCCACCCAGCCUGGGUUGUGGGCAGAGGAAUCCAUUGCCGCUAAUGUUUGGCCACUAACAGGUGGGUGUCUGUGUGUGUCCAUGUGCGUGCUCUUUGACUGACAUGAAAUCAGCGCCCGAGUUAGCCUCACCCAGUGACCUCUAGCCCUGCCCGGAGAGAGCGGAGCCCAUCCGGUUCAGUGUUUCUGGGAAGCUGGACAGUGGAGUGCAGAAGGCUUGCAGAACGUGAAGCCUGCUCCUUCCCUUGCUACCACGGCCUCCUUUUCCGUUUGAUUUGUCACUGCUUCAAUCAAUAACAGCUGCUCCAGAGUCAGUAGUUGAUGAAUAUAUGACCAAAUAUCACCAGGACUGUUACUCAAUGUGUGCCGAGCCCAUUCCUUGUGCUGGGCUCCCGUGUAUCUGGACACUGUACCGUGUGCUGUGUUUGCUCUCCUUUCCUUCCUUUACCCUUUCCUUGUCUUUCUGGGGGUUUUUUGUUUGGGUUUGGUUUGGUUUUUAUUUCUCAUUUUGUGUUCCAAACAUGAGGUUCUCUCUACUGGUCCUCUUAACUGUGGUGUUGAGGCUUAUAUUUGUGUAAUUUUUGGUGGGUGAAAGGAACUUUGCUAAGUAAAUCUCUUCUGUGUUUGAACUGAAAUCUGUAUUGUAACCAUGUUUAAAGUAAUUGUUCCAGAGACAAAUGCUUCUAGACACCUUUUCUUUACAAACAAAAGCAUUUGGAGGGAGGGGGAUGGUGACUGAGAUGAGAGGGGAGAGCUGAAGUGCUGAUUCUGCCCACAUCAGCCAGAAACCACCCAACGAAGUUAAGCCCGGAAGCCCCAUUCUGAGCGAACAGACCAAAUAGCUGAUGUGUUGCCAUUUUUAAAGUCAGAGCAAAACCAGUUUUGGUUUUGUUCAGUGGAUUCCUUUUUGCUUCCCCUCCCCUGAAAUCAUUACUAUCAUUCGUUAUCUUUAAGGAAAGACAAGGUUGAUCCUUUGAGGGGAACCAGGAGGGGAUAUGUGUGCACAGCUAACACUGCUGAAGAGGGAGGGAGGAUGGGAUAAGCACGUGGCUGGGACGCUCCACUGUGGACACAGGUCAGACAUAUUUUGCCAGAUAGAUUGGCCACUCCCCCAUCGAUGCAGCUCUUCCUGGACAGGGUAGGCAUUCUCAUCUCCAAGGCAUGCCUCAUGGGCAUUGCCAUUGGAGACACUUCUGUCACACCCCACCCUGUCCCCCAGAGCACAACACUAACAUGACAUCUGUAGUCCCCACGAUCCGGGACAAUAAAAUGAUGGUGGAGGGGCCUGUUCUCUCUUCGCUGUCAUCCAGUCCCCAGCAAAAUUUGGACAUGAGAAACCUCCCUUCCCUUUCUAUGGCAAAAACAGAUCCUUCUCAGAGAGGCCAUUACCCUCAUUAGACAUUGUUUGGGGCUACUGGAGAGCCUGAUAGCCGCUCCUCUGAGAGGUGAGGACAGUCCUGACUAUAGUGAGCAUUUACACAUGGGGUGUAGUAGCUGGAGGAAAUAGGCAGGGUGUCUGUCUCCUCCUGAGUCAAAGUCAUGCACCCCUGUGCCAGCCUGGAGGUCAAGGUUUGUGGACAGUGCUGCCAGUGUCACAGGCCACCCUGUGCAGAAGGGAGCUGGCUCCAGCCCAAAAACCCAUCUGAGGUUGGGAGAGGUGCACUUGGGGCAUGGGGAGAGGCCAGGACAGACUUAGCUGGAGAUGUCUCUGAAAGCCCUCUAUUGCAUUCACCUUCAGUUUUUGUGUUUUGGGACAAUUACUUUAGAAAAUAAGUAGGUCGUUUUAAAAACAAAUUAUUGAUUGCUUUUUUGUAGUGUUCAAAAAAAGGUUCUUUGUGUAUAGCCAAAUGACUGAAAGCACUGAUAUAUUUAAAAACAAAAGGCAAUUUAUUAAGGAAAUUUGUACCAUUUCAGUAAACCUGUCUGAAUGUACCUGUAUACGUUUCAAAAACACCCCCCACUGAAUCCCUGUAACCUAUUUAUUAUAUAAAGAGUUUGCCUUAUAAAUUUACAUAAAAAUGUCCGUUUGUGUCUUUUGUUGUAAAAUCAAGUGAUUUUUUUCAUAAGGUUCUUUUACUAUUUGAAAAGAUGGGCAGCACGCAGUUUUAUUUUAUUUUUGUAAGUUUUUUAAUACAUGUGAAAGCAAAGAAUACUCAGCAUGCCUUUCUAAGUGACGCGUUUGCACCUUUUGUUGGGAAGUACUGUAUCCUGUGCUGUUAGCAUUCUCGAUAAAUCUCUCUGUGAAAGUGA